This is a messenger RNA of Anopheles coustani, 648 nucleotides long. RefSeq lists its product as uncharacterized. The record is from RefSeq and is a predicted model, not a curated record. The transcript has 2 exons. Bases 250 to 606 code for a protein of 118 amino acids. Lineage: Eukaryota; Metazoa; Arthropoda; Insecta; Diptera; Culicidae.
AAAAGAGCUACUAUCACCCGUUCGAAAACCUUAAGGCAAAACGGCACGUUCUACAAUCGGUUCGACAGAUGAUAACCGGAUAAUGUAGCGACCAACAGUGGGGCGCUGGGUGCGACCCGAGAAGCGCACAAGUGGGACAUCAAACGAGCACGUGUUUUUCACACGGUACGUGACAGCCAACCGGCGCUAGCAGGGCAGAAUGGUAGUAGUGACGGAAUCGGUCAUGACAGCAUCCAACCGGGCACCAGCAUGAUUGCGAUGGCGACACUGGCAGCAGCAGGAGCAGCUUCAGCGCCAGCAGCAGCAUCCGUUCGAGCCGAUUGCUCCAGCAGUGGUGUGGCGCUUCGAAAUAAAUUCUUCGCCGUUGUCUUGCGCAAGGCGACCGACGCUCUCGUUGGAAUCCCAGAACCCCACAAACGACCCAGACGAUGUCAGUGCUCGGUACUGUGUGUUGAGGAAAGAAGCGGAACGAGAAAAGAAUACAAAUGGGUUAAGUGUGCCCCAAGAGCAGAGCCCCGGAAAGGUGGAGCCGAUUAUCACAAGGUAGUAGGCGGCGAUCGUCGUGUAGGGGUACCGAUCGAUCGUGGGUUUUGCAGUGUGGAGUAGAUUUCAAUCCAUCCAUCCAUCCAUCCGCCACGACCACAUUCA